AUGUGUGGAUUAUUGCAGAAAAUUGUCCCGAAAUUAGGUGCCCAAAAACAUAGUCAAGUUAUAGAGAAGUUAAUCCAAACUACAGUUUGUACAAUAUGUCAUGAUUAUAUGUAUGUGCCAGUGAUGACGGCCUGUGGUCACAACUAUUGUUAUUACUGUAUUUCUAAUUGGUUAAACAACAAUUCAGGAGAAUUAAGUUGCCCACAAUGUCGAGCAAGUAUUUCAACUAUGCCUGCACUGAAUGUAACUUUACAACAAAACCUUGAUUCACUCCUUGAUGUUCUGGAUAAGUCUGAGCUUGAGGUUACGGCUCUUCUGGAUGCGAAGGAAGAGUGUCUAACAGAAUACAAAAAUGAUCUAGCAAACAAUGAGUUGUACAGGAAAGUGUUUGAUAACACUGCUAUGGCUGUGAUUGACGAUGAGGAUGGUGUAGCACGCUGUAGUAACUGCAACUGGGAGGUGGAGGGUCCUGUUUGUCCGCACUGCAAUGCAAGGAUGAGAAAUAGAGUUAACGAGGAUAUCUUAAACAGUGACGAAUAUUCAGAGGGAGAGCUUGAGGAGCUACAUAAUGAUGUUGAAGAGUACAGAGUGCGUUCCGCGGAACUUAUACAAAAUUUAGAGGCCGUUGUAGGCAACGACAGCGAUGAAAGCUUGGCUGAUGCCCUUGACAGAAGGUUCCCAAUACGACAGCCGCGAGACUUUUUACAUUCAGAGGCGAGUGACGAUAGCUCGGAUAAUUAUAGCGAUAGUAGGUACUAUCCUGAAAGCCGUUCGAGAAGAAAGUACAGUCAGUCAGACGAAGAUGAGUCUGACGGUGACUUAGAUGGCUUCAUAGUUAGCGAUGAAAGAGAAGGCAACGAAAGUGAAGACAGUAACACAGACACUGCAAGUUCGCCUGUGCGGUUAAAUACCGUAACAGCACCUUCUAUAAGCCGAUUUUCCUCAGAUAGCGACAAUAGUGAGGACGACAGUGAAAUCGAGCUGCUUGAGGCUCGAACCGCAACUACAACUGAAAUUCUACUUAAAGUUGACAAAAGCGAUAAAGAGCAAGAUUUAGAUUCCAUGGAUGGCAAGGAUAGUGACUAUUAUGAACAUCACGAUGAAGAAGGCUUUGUUAGCGGAGAUUCGCUUGAUGACAAAGUUCAAAUUAGUAGCCAGAAGCGUUCAAGAACGAUGAAGCAUGAACGCAAAAGAAAAUUCAUGGUAAUUGAAAGCGAUGAGGAGUGA
Messenger RNA from Eremothecium sinecaudum, 1227 nucleotides. It is a transcript of the gene PSH1, whose product is annotated as ubiquitin-protein ligase PSH1. Gene Ontology annotation, cellular component: nucleus; Rad6-Rad18 complex. The coding region runs from base 1 to 1227 and encodes 408 amino acids. The transcript has 2 exons. Gene Ontology annotation, molecular function: metal ion binding; single-stranded DNA binding; ubiquitin protein ligase activity. Lineage: Eukaryota; Fungi; Ascomycota; Saccharomycetes; Saccharomycetales; Saccharomycetaceae. Gene Ontology annotation, biological process: protein monoubiquitination; DNA damage tolerance. The record is from RefSeq and is a predicted model, not a curated record.